Molecule: messenger RNA, 1575 nt
Organism: Tribolium madens (black flour beetle)
Lineage: Eukaryota; Metazoa; Arthropoda; Insecta; Coleoptera; Tenebrionidae
Product: cytochrome P450 6A1-like
Exons: 3
Coding region: 10-1527 (505 amino acids)
Molecular function (GO): heme binding; oxidoreductase activity, acting on paired donors, with incorporation or reduction of molecular oxygen; monooxygenase activity
Source: RefSeq, a predicted model, not a curated record
GCUACCAGAAUGCUACUAACAAACUCAAUUUUUGGUGAUUUUGUCACAGUUUUAAUUAGUUUAACUACAAUUGUUAUAAUUUACUUCAAAUGGUGCUACAAGUAUUGGGAAAAACGAAACUUGCCAAACUUAGAAGCUUCUAUACCUUUCGGAGAUGUUGUAACAAAUCAAGGCCCCAAACAACACAUUGGURUUAAAAUGAAACGUGUUUAUGACACCAUGAGGCAAAAAGGGUGGAAACAUGGGGGAAUUUACCUAUUGCAACGGCCAUUUUACGUUGUUGUAGACUUAGAGUAUGUGAAAAAUAUCAUGACGAAAGAUUUUCACCACUUUUCCGACCGCGGGAUGUAUCAUAACGAGAAAGGUGACCCUCUUACUGGCAACCUGUUUAAUAUAAGUGGGCCAAAAUGGAGAAAUUUGAGGACUAAGUUAACCCCAACUUUCACUUCAGGGAAAAUGAAAAUGAUGUUUCAAACCCUACUUGACUGUGAAGUCAAUUUGCGCAAACAGGUGGAACAACAUUACGAAAAAAACGAACCAAUUGAUAUUAAAGAAGUGUUGGGAUGCUUCACGACUGAUAUAAUUGGGUCUUGUGCUUUUGGACUUGAUUGUAACUCUUUUAAAGAAGAAAACUCACCGUUUCGGGUUUAUGGACGYAAAGUUUUUGAUCGUGGAGGUCUAAUUAGGACUUCAAAACGCAUUUUUGCUAACAAUUUCCCAAAUUUGGCAAAACUGCUCAACAUUGCGUUACUUCCGCGAGACAUUUCCGAUUUUUUUAUCAAGAUCGUGAAAGACACUAUUGAGUAUAGGGAAAAAAAUCAUAUUGUGAGAAAUGAUUUUUUGCAACUUCUUCUUGAAUUGAAGACCAAUAAGUCGGACCAUGAUGGUACUGCAUUAUCAAUUGAGGAAAUUGCGGCCCAAAGCUUCGUUUUCUUCAUUGCUGGGUUUGAAACGUCUUCAACAACGAUGACUUUCGCUCUUUACGAACUUGCAAGACACCAAGAUAUUCAAGAUAAAGUCAGGGAAGAAAUUGAUGCAGUUUUGAAGAAACAUGGCAAAAUCACCUAUGAUGCAAUUCAAGAAAUGACGUUUUUGGAACAAGUCAUUGAUGAGGCUCUGAGAAUGUACCCCCCGGGUCCCCUUGUCCCCCGACGAUGUWUCAAAGACUACAAAGUCCCCAACACUGAUGUGACWAUUGAAAAAGGUAUAACGGUCUUAAUCCCAAUCCUUGGGAUUCACUACGACGAAAAGUAUUAUCCUCAUCCUGAGAAAUUUGAUCCUGAGAGGUUCAGUAGAGAGAAUAAGGCGUCGAGGAAUACUUAUGCCCAUAUUCCGUUUGGGGAAGGGCCUAGAAUUUGUAUUGGAAUGCGUUUUGGGCUAAUGCAAACAAAAGUUGGUCUUGUGUCUUUGUUGAAAAAUUUUAGAUUCACGAUCAAUGAGAAAACUCAAGAGCCCUUGGAAAUGAAGACGAAUAGUUUGGUUUUGGCCGCUGAGGGCGAAAUUUGGUUAAACGUCCAAAAAAUUUAGAUGUUAUUUGAUUUAAAAUUAAUAAAAGGAAAUUAACAAAGAAAUUAA